Molecule: messenger RNA, 1802 nt
Organism: Phymastichus coffea
Lineage: Eukaryota; Metazoa; Arthropoda; Insecta; Hymenoptera; Eulophidae
Gene: Prp19
Product: pre-mRNA-processing factor 19
Exons: 8
Coding region: 77-1588 (503 amino acids)
Biological process (GO): mRNA splicing, via spliceosome; DNA repair; protein ubiquitination
Cellular component (GO): cytoplasm; U2-type catalytic step 1 spliceosome; Prp19 complex
Molecular function (GO): ubiquitin protein ligase activity; protein binding
Source: RefSeq, a predicted model, not a curated record
GGUUGGACCUGGAUUUUAGUACCGGGUUGACUGGUGGGAGUUUGGUUGAAAUAACGAAAAGUACGUGUGUGCAAGAAUGUCUCUCGUAUGUGCAAUUUCAAACGAAUUACCGGAGCAUCCAGUUAUUUCUCCUGUAUCUGGAGCUGUCUUUGAAAGACGUCUGGUGGAAAAAUACAUAGUUGAAACUGGACAAGAUCCUGUAAAUGGACAGGAAUUGACUAUUGAACAGCUUAUUGAUAUAAAGACUGCUCCUGUCAAUAGACCAAAAGCACCAAGUGUAACUUCCAUACCUGCAGUUUUGAAAAUUUUGCAAGAUGAGUGGGAUGCAGUUAUGUUACAUUCUUUUACUUUGAGACAGCAAUUACAAACGGCAAGACAAGAGCUUUCUCACGUUCUAUAUCAAUUUGAUUCAGCAUGCAGAGUUAUAGGACGCUUAACCAAAGAGGUAACAGCUGCUAGAGAGGCCUUAGCUACAUUGAAGCCGCAAGCUGGUAUUGCACAAGCUGCUACUCCACAACCUGCUAUUGCAGCAGAAGCUGGAGGGGUAGCAUUACAGCCAAGUGAUGUGUGUGGUAUUACAGAUGACGUAAUUCAAAAACUCCAAGAUAAAGCGACAGUACUCACACAGGAACGCAAGAGAAGAGGACGUUCUGUACCAGAAGAUCUUAUAACUCAAGAUAAUAUUCGUGCAUUCCAAACAUUUGCAUCUCAUCAUGGUCUUCACUCUGCAAGUGUACCUGGAAUAUUAGCUAUUGACAUUCAUGCAGCUGAUACAAGUAAAAUAUUAACAGGUGGAGCAGAUAAAACUGCAACAGUAUUCAACAAAGAUAAUGAACAAGUUAUUGCUUCUCUAAAAGGACACACCAAGAAGGUUACAAAAGUGGUAUAUCAUCCAGAAGAGGAUGUUGUUAUGACAGCAUCACCUGACACAACUAUUCGAGUAUGGAAUGUUAGCACAUGUCAAACUACACUUUUAUUGAAAGCACACGAUGCAUCAGUUACUGGUCUUUCAUUACACCCUACUGGUGACUAUUUAUUAAGUUCAUCUUUGGAUCAGUAUUGGGCUUUCUCUGACAUUCGAACAGGCAGAUUAUUGACAAAAGUUGGAGGUCAAGGUAAUCAACCACUCACUGCUGCUCAGUUUCAUCCUGAUGGUUUGAUCUUUGGAACUGGUACAGAAGACUCACAAAUAAAAAUUUGGGAUUUGAAAGAGCAAUCUAAUGUUGCCAAUUUCCCAGGACACUCUGGUCCCAUAAGUGCAAUAAGUUUCUCAGAAAAUGGUUAUUACCUAGCAACAGCAGCUGAGGAUUCAUGUGUAAAACUAUGGGAUUUGAGAAAAUUGAAGAAUUUCAAAACAUUACAAUUAGAAGACAAUUACGAGGUCAAAGAUUUGUGCUUUGAUCAGAGUGGUACCUACUUGGCUGUUGCUGGUAGUGACGUCAGGAUUUAUUUAUGCAAACUAUGGAGUGAACUCAAAGUAUUAAAUGACCACACAGCUUUAGCUACAGGUGUCAGGUUUGGCAAAAAUGCUCACUAUAUAGCUUCCACAAGCAUGGAUCGAACUUUGAAGUUGUAUGGAUCUCUUUAAAAUAAUGUAACUGUAUUGUAAAAUUUAUUUUAAUCAAAUGAGCAUAAGAAAAGUUAUGAAUGUAACAAUUGGUUAGAGUAUAUAAUUUUCUACAGCCUAUUAUAGUAUGCGUGUGUUAUGAAUUUUAUAAAAAAUGUAUGUAAUUCCUUCUUGAAUCAAUUUAACAUACAUACUUGUGUACAAAAAAACAAUAAACAUGUAAAAGUUUAUAAAA